Fusarium fujikuroi IMI 58289 is the source of this 1344-nucleotide messenger RNA. RefSeq lists its product as uncharacterized. The record is from RefSeq and is a predicted model, not a curated record. Lineage: Eukaryota; Fungi; Ascomycota; Sordariomycetes; Hypocreales; Nectriaceae. The coding region runs from base 1 to 1344 and encodes 447 amino acids. The transcript is spliced from 4 exons.
AUGUCUUUCGAAGCGCCACCUGUGCCUGCCCCUCAGAACGAACACCCCAAACGCACCAACGAGCUCUUUGCUAUCUUUUACGAAGAAAUCGGGAAAUGGCCCUGGGAGGUCAUCGACUUCGGCCCCCGAAAAUGGGGCCAGAAUCUCGUCUCAGACUUCACGAGACUUCUGAGCGUUGACCUUCCUAAGACUGACAAUGUGUCACUUAAGGAACUUAUCGACUACUUGCAUGACAACUCUGCGAAUCACCCGAUGGUGCAGUACCAAUACCAGUUGAACAUGAUGCUCGUCGCAAAAGCAACCAAGUGGUUGGCAGAGAAGCGUGAGCUCGUUGACGACCCCGAUUCCGAUGCUGACUCUGACGGCUCUAUCCUCAACGAGCCUCAAAACGUCACCCGGCACAGAAGGCAGGCCCGGGCUCUUCGAGCAGCUACAAGAUCCGCGCCAAUUCGAACCGCUCGCAAGCGUCCGAUCAACUACAGUGAUCGUCACCAUUUCCAACUCCAUAAUGUUGACGAUUCUGAAGGUGACGACGAUGGAGAUGGAGGAAACGAGGAAACCCAGGAAGAGGUUGAGCUCGAGUCAGCCGAGCCUGCGGCCAAGCGAAGGCUAAUGGUCUUCUUCAACUUUUCACCCGAGAACAUCCAGGAGCUAUCUAAGGUCAUGGGACCUGGUGGCGGCAACGGUAACGGCGAUGCAUCACGACACUCGAUUCCACAGCGAAAUGCCACAGGAGAAAACCGCCCUCUCGAUACACCUAAUGAAGUUCGACGUGCCUAUGCCGACCAUCUCAAGCGCGAGAUCACCAAAGUGGAAGAGAACAUUGCCCGCACAGAAGCUAAUAUCAAUAACUCGUCCCGGCGCCGUUUAGGCUAUCUCGAAACCGUCCGCAACAGCGCCGAGGCUCUCGAAAAGGCCACGAAAGAAGCCACCGAGGCUUCAAAAGUGGUCCAGCACGCAAGAGCACUCUGCGAAGCCGACGCUCAGGUCGUCGAGGAAUUGCGCCGUAUAAGCAGCGAUAACCCAAGAAUUCUCACCGAAGAAAACUUCCAGCACUUCAAAGACAAUACCCCUGCACAGAAAGAGGGGAGAGAUGCUGAGAGUACACUACGCGCCAAGGAAAAGCGUCUUAAUGAUGUCAAGACCAAGAUACAGAUCGCAGAGGCCAGUGUGGACCCAUUGAACAGCAAGAUCGAGGAAUUAUUUGACGUACUGAACGCGAAGCGGAAUGUGCGUCGAAGCCUCGUGGCGAUGCAUCGGCUGGUGGGAAUGGGUGGGGACGAAAUGGAAGACAUAUUGGGAGAGAAUGGUCUUGAGGAGUGGCUGAGGGAGCAACAGGUCUGA